Molecule: messenger RNA, 3180 nt
Organism: Prorocentrum cordatum
Lineage: Eukaryota; Dinophyceae; Prorocentrales; Prorocentraceae
Source: the annotation of a GenBank genome assembly
GCGAAGAGCGGGGAUGUCUUUGCCCUUGAGUAUACCACCGACGGGCCGCACUGCUGGUACUGCCCUCGCGUCUACGACUCCCGCUACAAGACCGAGUGCCCGAAAGUGGCCAACUUCGCGACUAAGUGCGUCGAGGUGCACGCGAUCCACGAGCAGUUCACGAAGUACUCGGCGUGGCUCGCCCAGAAGAUUCUCGACUGGGUCGAGGAGGGCAACGACAGGGAGCUCAUGUGCCAGCUGACUUGGCCGCAGGCGACGCAGCUGGAUCAGCUCACGAUCUUCGAGACGGUCUGGAACCUCCCGCCGCAGAGAUGCGUCGAAUUGAAGGAUUACUCUCACGGUGACCCCGCCACGAACGGCCGCGGCGACAAGAAGAUAAAGGGCCCCGGCGGAGUUGACUUGGCAGAACUGAAUGAGCCGAGGAUCUGGGCGAAGGAGCGGAAGAUCAUCUCGCAGGCGCGCAGGACAGUCACUGUCGUUGACCAGUCCGACCCCUUGGCAGCCGCUCACGCGGACCACCGCCAGCAGAUGAUGAAUGGCAACUUCGACCUCGCAGCCUCCUCCGCACGCGGCAGCAGCUGUAGUGGCCAACCAGCGCGCGGAGGCCCGAGCCCAGGGAAGGCGCCCGAGGUCCCUGGCGAUAGCUUUGGCCAACAGGGCGCUGGCGUCGUAGACGCUGCUGAAGCAGGCGGCGCGAAGGUGGAGGGCGACGCCGAGGUCAAGCGCAGGAGGCGGGUGGGGACGCCUACUGAGGCCGCCGCGAAAGGUGGCGAGAGCGGCGGAGCUCCCGCGCCCCCCAAGCGCCGGCAGGGCAAGGCCAAGGCCAAUGCCACCGAGCUUGCUGCUGUUGGAGAUGGCGUUGGCGCCGGAGGCCAAGCGAAGAAGAAGAGGGGCCGCAAACCCAACGAGGGCGACAAGAUGCUGACGCAGGGGUUGAAAGAGCUGAAGGAGGCAAAGUUGAACGCCAAGAAGUUACACGGGGCCGAGUGGAAGAACACGAAGAGGAACUGGGACAACUACCUGGCCUCCCUCAGCGAGCAGAUCGAGCACGAGGAGGACGAAGGAGCUCUCGAGAGGCUGGAGUUAGUUCAGAGGUCGGCAUCUUGCGCGCGGAAGGUCCUCCAUGUGAUCUCCUUGAAGGGUUUGGAGUCGAAGGAGUUUGCUGAGAUCUAUGCCGAGCAGGUCGAGUGGCUCCAGCAGUUCCGUGGGGCCACGAAUCCUUUUCCGAAAAUUUUGCAGCAGCAGGCCACCCGCGCGGCGGGCGCGCAUGCAUGGCCCCCGCCUCGCUUCUGGCCGCUCCUGAGCGACAGCGAACUCUCCUUCUUGGACCAAGUUGACGACUUCCAGGUGGAGCUCUUCGGCGAGAAGAUCCUGGCCAUUGUGCACGAGAAUACGCCCGACGACAUGAAGGCCAUGUUAGGGGAGCUGGUCGCCGCGUUCGCCCCUUACGCCGACCAGUUCCAGAGCCGCAAGCUCCCCGCGGAGGUGGAGACGUUGCAGGUGAUCGUGCGCGCCCCGGACUACCCGCCCGAGCUGUCCCCGGAGGAGCGCGCCAAGAAGCUGGGAGAGUGCCUCGCUAACUUCAGCACGUUCCACGCCGGGUCCGCGCUGACUGCGGCCUCCAAGGACGAGGCGGCUCGCGACCGCCUGAGAGACCUCGAGUCCGCGGUCAAGCAGCAUAAGGAUCUCACGACGAAGUGGCAGGUGACCAUGGAGCUCUCCCCGGGCGCCCUCGGGGAGAUUGGCGGUCUGAUCAAGGCCAUGGGGUCCGAGGCCGCCGAGAAAGCCCUCACCGAGGAGGUCCUGACCGAACUCAAGAAGAAGAUCACCGGCGCCGUCGCCGAGGCGAUCGGCCACGACCCCGACAAGGAGAUCGACCAGCCCAAGUACGAGAAUCUGUCCGCUUUUGCGAAGGCCAUGGAGGAGGCCGUCGACGUCGACUGGGCGCGGCCGUCGGUUCGCUUCGCCGAGGCGGGGUCUCUCCUGUCGGGCGCCUUGCACACUGCGACUCUCUACGACGCGUGCAAGCGCGCGCAUGAGAUCCACAAGGACACGGCCGUGAAGCUUGCAUCGACUCUCGGCGACACCGCCGGCCUGCUCUUCGACUUGGUGGAGGGCUGCCUCGGCGAGGCGCCUCGCCUUGGUCUCUGCGCGUGGUUCGAGAAGGCUGCCAAGUCAGAGGUCGGCUGCAAGUGCAUGACGGAGGCGCUCGCGUCGGUGGCCGUCUGUCGCGAUUUCUUCGGCGGCGCCACCGAGGUCGUGCUGAAGCCCGAUAGCGACCUCUCGAACUACGCGACGUUCAAGAUCGAGGGAGACCUUCCGAAGACGCUCGGGGUGUUGAAUCAGAUAGCAGACAGGAAGCUCGUGUCCUUGGAGCUCAGGCUCAUCGAGAAGUUUGGCGACCUCGUGAGCGCCUGCACGAAGGCUUACGACGCUCGCCGGAAGCUGAAUACGCGCCAGGAGCGCAGGAUGUCCGAGUCCAGCGUAAAAGAGAUGACCACCGUGACCAUGCGCCUGAAGGAGCUCGACACUUUCAUGGAGUCCGUCGCCAAGAAGGGCCUGACGUUGUUCCCCGCACCCGUUCCCCAAGAUGGAAUGGAGGCGUUCGUCAAGCGGCCGAUGUCGAUUGGCGCAGUUCUCAACGUGGGCCCAUUCGUCGCCACCGUUGCAGGCUUUAAGGAGUUCUUGGCUGAUGCUACGCAGGCUUGGUUGAAGGACUGCCUGGAUAUGUCUAACCACGCGAAGAGCUACGUCUUCGCGAUGACCGAUCAGCAGAAGGACUCGAUUCUCAGCGCCGACCUCCAGGGAACGCUCGACUCCCUCGUGCAGCCGUCCCAGAUCCAGCGCUGCGCCAAGGCGGCCUCUCUGUUGUCGGUGUGGCGCAAUUGGUUGAAUAACCUCGGCGUGUUGACUCCUGGGGACUUCAGGGACGCGGGGCUCACGAUCGACUCGUUGUCGCAGUGCUCUCAGUUCGGGGCCGCCGCGCGCAAGAUCUAUAUCGAGCUGCCUAGCGUCCCCAACAGGGUGAUGCGCAAGAGGGCGGCCGAGGCCUUCAAGAAGGAGAAUAAGGUCGCGGUCGGCUCAGACCUCUCGAGGCGCUUGCAGGCGCUCAUUGAGGGCGAGCCGGCGGCUGCCCAGCAGCCGCCCGAGGCCGCGACGGAGCCCGCCACGGCUGCCUAG